This is a messenger RNA of Penicillium samsonianum, 3039 nucleotides long. RefSeq names its product non-ribosomal peptide synthetase. Lineage: Eukaryota; Fungi; Ascomycota; Eurotiomycetes; Eurotiales; Aspergillaceae. The transcript has a single exon. Bases 1 to 3039 code for a protein of 1012 amino acids. The record is from RefSeq and is a predicted model, not a curated record.
AUGGAACAGCUGCUUUGCAACCGAGCCAACGAAACCGGUGACUCUCUGGCUGUUAUCGAUGGAAAGCAUCGUUUCACCUACCGUGAUCUUUUGGCCAAGGCUGACAUUUUGGCCACGGAUCUACUCCACAAAGGACUAGCCACUGAAGAACCCGUGGGUAUUGUGGCUGGGCCAGGUUGGCAGCAAGUUAUUGCUCAAGUCGCGGUGCUGAGGGCAGGGGGAACCUCUACACCUAUUGAUCCGUCUGUGCCUGAUAUUCAACUCCACGCCAUGCUUGGCCAAUUAAGCAUCCAAUUUGUCAUGACAACAGACAAUCUAUGGGCAAGAGUGUCUCAAUUCGAGGUACUGCUUAUCGAAACGGUUUUGAAUCCUGAACGCCAGACAGAGAAAUACGGUGAAAUUGAUGUGAUUUCUGGGAGAUCAGAAUGCCACAGAAGUCAUCUUCUCCAUACAUCUGGCUCCACAGGAAAUCCCAAGGCUGUUCAGAUUUCUUCGAAAGCUUUGCUCCACCUCGCCACAUCACUCCCAUUCGACAUUGGACAAGGUGAUCGGGUCGGGGAGCUAAACAACCCAGGAUUUGAUCUGUCUUUGUUCGAAGUCUGGGUUACACUGCUUUCCGGUGGUACAGUUGUGCACAUCCCGAAGUCCAUCGUUAAAGACCCAGCCUCCUUUACCGCCUUUUUGAAAGACGCGAGCAUUACGGCAGUCAUUUUACCCUCCACCCUCUUCACUGCGGUAUCCGCCAGCUCUGCUUCUGCUUUCCAAUGCCUUCGCCAUGUUGUGAGUGCAGGCGAAUCACCCAGUCCUCAGGCAAUGCAAAGGGUCCUCAGCAGUGAUGGUCCUCCUCAAAACUUAUGGAACGGCUAUGGACCUACAGAAACAACAUGCCUCUCGACUCUGCAGCGGGUGACCCAGCAGGAGACCCAGUGUGGGUUGCCCAUCAGUGCUGGAAUACCAGUUGGAGACACUGUGCUCCACCUCCUUGAUGAAGACCGGAAGCCAAUUGUUGACGACGGAAUUUCAGGCGAAAUAUGCAUUGGAGGGCCAGGCUUAUCUACUGGAUACCUGAACCAUCCCGAAGCAAAUGCUGAAAAGUUCAUUGAGGUUGAGCUUGCGAAAGCUCAGGACUCCGGUCGGAUGGAGUUGACCCGGUUGUACCGGACGGGUGAUCUUGGGAUGUGGAAAGGGCUACCGAAACGCCUCCACUACAUUGGGCGUGUAGACCUCCAGGUGAAACGUCAGGGUUUCCGUAUUGAGCUGGAGGAAAUUGAGCGGACCAUCGCAGCAAACGAUAGUGUUCAGGGAGUGGCCUGCUUGCACAAGAAAGCCGAUGAUGGUUCUGGGUCAGAUCAUCUUACGGCUUUUGUCACUCCAGCAAACGGUACACCAGUUGACCCUAGAGAAAUCAUCAAAUGGAUGCAAAGCCGACAUCCAUAUUACAUGGUCCCGGAUCAAGUCAGGAUUGUUUCUGAGAUUCCGCUGACUUCUCGCGGUAAAAUUGAUCGUGCCGCCUUAGCUAGGGAGACCCAAGUACCUCGACCCUUGAAGUCCCCUCACAACCAUGGAAACGAAGAAGACAAGGGCCCCCUCGGCACGAUUGUGGAGAUCUUGGAAGGAAUCCUAGGGCACUCUAAUCUCGGUCCCAAUGACAACAUUCUUUCUCUCGGCCUGUCAUCUUUGCAAGUUGCUCGAUUCCUUGGCUUGAUAAAGCAGAAAGUUGGAACAUCGCUAUCAAUCAAGGAUCUAUACAUCAAUCCGAGCGUUGGGUUCUUGGCAAACCACCUACAUCGAGCUGAUGAAGUAAAUUAUGGACCAUCUGAAAUCCUACAAUUUGAAGCUGACAGUCAUCUUGCUGAUGAAAUUGAGUUGAUUCCGGAUUGGUCUUCCGAGGGUUGCGUGUUCCUUACAGGUGCUACCGGAUUCAUCGGGGUCAAUCUGUUAUAUCGUUGGCUCUCCACGUCAUCUAUGAAGUCGAUAGCGUGCCUCGCUCGGGGCAAUGAACAUUUCUCGCCUAUGGAUCGGAUAAAGAAUGCUCUCAAGAAAUACGACCUCUGGAGCGAAGGAAUUUCCAGGGAAAUGAAGAGAGUGAUUGUCCUGGAUGGUGAUAUAACACAGGAACGCCUCGGCCUUUCGCAGAGUGACUAUCAGUGGCUCACUGGUUGGGCACCAGCCGUCUUUCAUGCAGCCGCGAAGGUCAACUGGUGUGAUCCAUACAGCGGCCAUUUCGCGCCAAACGUCCUAGGAACCAAGAAUGUUCUUCGGGUCGCAGCAGAAGGGCGGCGAAAGACCUUUCAUUACAUCUCUAGCAUUGACGUCUGGGCAGUCACUGGGCUUAUACUCGGAACCGAGGUUGUGUCUGAGGAUGGCCCACUCAAAGUCCAUCUCGCUUCACUCCCUUUUGAUACCGGCUAUGCCCAAAGCCAGUGGGUAGCAGAUGAGAUGGUGCAAAGAGUGCGUGACAAAGGCCUUCCGGUGACUAUCUACCGUCCUGGAUUUGUUGUUGGUGACAGUAAAACAGGGGCAGGAAAUCCAGACGAUUUUUUUAGUCGAAUGAUCGCCGGAUGCGUCCAACUGGGAUACUGGCCGCACCUGCCGUCCCAGAACAUGGAAUAUGUCACCGCCGACUACGUUUGCGAUUCGAUACUGCAUAUCGCUUCAGACAAUCGCAACAUUGGCCGUGCCUAUAGCCUUAGUGCGCCAAACCCGGGUCUAAGUACCAACAUGGAAAGGUUAUGCAUGUUGAUCAACCAGGCUGGCUUUCCACUUCAACAAAUCUCAUACCCAGACUGGUUGGAAAAGCUACAGGCCUGGGAUGGGCUCGAAUCGAGCCCCUUGCUAUCUUUGAUGCCCUUGCUUGCAGAGCCCGUCCUGCGUGACGCUACACGUCUUCAAACAAGCAAGUAUUCGCCUGUAUACGACUGUGUGAAUACCUUGAAGGCAAUUGCCGGCCGCAGCGAUAUUUGUUUUGUCCAACUCACACCGGACCUCAUCAAGAAGUUUAUUAAUUUCUGGACUCGCAAAGGUUUCCACAGAAUCUGA